Messenger RNA from Anthonomus grandis grandis, 1245 nucleotides. RefSeq lists its product as uncharacterized. The transcript is spliced from 2 exons. The record is from RefSeq and is a predicted model, not a curated record. The coding region runs from base 111 to 1205 and encodes 364 amino acids. NCBI's taxonomy places the organism in Eukaryota, Metazoa, Arthropoda, Insecta, Coleoptera, Curculionidae.
UCCUAAUCCCUCACCAUUGUCGCUGUCUCAUUCGCAAACAAGAAUACGAUUUGAUCCUUUGGUAAACACACAUUUUCAUAUAAGGGUAUUUCAAAAUACGACUUGGUUCAAUGUCAUUUCUCACACCGUUCAACAUGCUACAAAAAAUAAUAAUUAUCACCUUGGCCCUCACGGGUGUUACGGUGACCGCCACUCCUCACCUCACUAAAGAACUAGAACAGCCCAAUCCGGAGGCCGAUCAGCAACUCGCACAAACCCAAAGCCUCACAGAGAACUUAUUAGAGCUACUCGUCCAAGACCCCCAAGCAAUAAUUAACAAUUUGGCCGUACUAAUAAGCAACAACUCUAAUCCGGGUAUAGAAGACGUCUUGGAAGCGAUUAACGGAGGCGUAGGUGCUCAAGUAUUCAUUGUAGAUGAUGACCUGGUGCAACUGAACCCAGACGCUUUCGAGAAUGCCGCUCUAAAAAGUGUUCGGAAACUCUCGAAAGUCUUGUACCCCAAAAGUUUGGUGGAACAAAUCAUAUUUACUAGCAUGGCCCAGCAGAGGGUUAAAUCGGCCUUUAAAGUCGCACGUCCCAUCAUAAUCGAGCAGAAGAUUCCCGUGCAAGUGUUCGAAUUGGCUCUUAGGAACUCAGAGGCACCUUCAGAGGCCCAAAGGGCUUUGGUGCAGCAACGCGAUAUCUUAACUGACCUGAUGUCGACCGUGCAAGAUUCAGUGUGUAACACUUUAGUUGCCACUCUUUAUAACACAGUGAAUUCCACUUUAACUGACGCCCUAACCUUUUUGCAAGGCAUUACCAUAUCUACUAGUGACAGCAACGUUUUGACCACAUUACUAUCUACCGUUGUCGAGGCAGUUCUUACUUUGGUCGAGGAUCUUGUUAGCUCAGUAGAUAGUUUGGCUCAAAGUUUGUUGAGCCCCAUAUGCUCGAGCCUCACAAGCGACACGUCAUCGAAUUCCACUUCGAGGAAACGACGUGAGGUCGAAGUAACCGCAUUGGAUGGUCCGUUAAAUCGUAGUUUGGCCACCAGGGGAAUCCUCGAUUCUCUUUGGUCACUGAUAUGGUCUCUAUUGUCGCCAGUUUUAAACGCGCUCAGCACGUCAAUUGUGCAGAGUUUCGUUGAGCUAAUUCAGACUUACGCGGAUACUUUGAUUGAUAGUUUGGCGCAAAUCGUUUAUGAUUUUAUUGAUAGCGUAUUUUAAGCAUUGUAUAAGAAGAUUAAUAAAUUAUAUAUAUAUCUGA